GCCAGUGUUCCUCCACAUGGGUGAGGAGGUGGAUGGGGUGGACAUGAGGGCAGAGGUCGGCCUGCUGAGUCGCAACAUCCUGGUGCGCGGCGAGAUGGAACCUGGUUGCUACGGCAACGAGGCCUGCAAGUUCUUCGCCUUUGACACUUUUGGAGGACACGUGAAGAUGGAGCGUGGCUUUAAGUCUGUGCAUGUGUCCGGUGUAGAGCUGCAGCACAUGGGUCAACAGUCUAUGGGUCACUACCCUGUCCACUUCCAUAUGAACGGAGACGUGGACCAGAAGGGAGGCUACGAUCCCCCCACCUCUGUCAGCGAUCUGUCCAUCCACCACACCUUCUCCCCGCUGUGUCACUGUGCACGGCUCUAACGGCCUACUGGUAAAGGACGUGGUGGGCUAUGAUGCUCUGGGACAUUGUUUCUUCACUGAGGACGGUCCUGAGGAGAGGAACACUUUUGACCACUGCCUGGGGCUGAUGAUCAGAGCUGGUACCCUGCUGCCCUCCGACAGGGAUAGCAAGAUGUGUCGCGAUAUCACACAGGGAGCCUUCCCCGGAUAUGUGGCCAACCCACGACAAGACUGCAGGUAGAGGAGAUCAAUAGAAGUGUCCCCUAGGUUCAGAUCU
Molecule: messenger RNA, 623 nt
Organism: Oncorhynchus kisutch (coho salmon)
Lineage: Eukaryota; Metazoa; Chordata; Actinopteri; Salmoniformes; Salmonidae
Product: cell migration-inducing and hyaluronan-binding protein-like
Exons: 3
Coding region: 17-367 (116 amino acids)
Source: RefSeq, a predicted model, not a curated record